AUAAAAAACUAGAGGUGGUAUGAGUGGUGGUCGAAACCACCUCUUCUAUAAAAUAGAAAAGAUAUAGAAGAUACUCCCAUAGCAAUGAAAAGUCCAGGAGAAGCAAGAGUUGAAUAGGCACAAAAGAAGAAACAGCCAAACCAAAUAGGUUUUGACUGGACAUAUUGGGUUCUUUUCAUCAAGUAACACUAGUGUAUAGAAUUACAGUUGAAGAAAGAGGGAUGGCACACUCCAUUGAGAUAGAAGAAAGGAGGGAAGCGGAUCAUUUAAGUGGGAUAAAUGAAAAAAAUGGACAAGAUUCAUCAGGAUCACAACCAAGGGAAAUUGUUAAUCGAAUCUCUGGAAUGUUUAAGGGUUUGGAUAACUCGUCUCUUAAAUCGUGUACGAUAUUCAAAGUAAAUGUGGGGCUACGUGAAUCAAAUCCAGGUGCUUAUACACCAAAGAUGGUUUCUAUAGGUCCUUACCAUAGGAAAAAUCCUAAGCUUCGUCCAAUGGAAAAGUACAAAGUAUUAUACCUACAAAGGUUUCUUAAACGACAAGAGGGGCUUGAUCUGGAAAGUUGCAUCAAUGAAUUGGAGGAAUUGAAGGAGGAAGCACUAAAAUGUUAUGAUGAUAUAGAAGACCUCAAGAAAGACACGAGUCACACUGAUCAAUUCUUGCAAAUGUUAUUGCUUGAUGGUUGUUUUGUGGUUGAGUUUAUUCGAGAGCUACAUGAAGUGUAUCCUCCAGAAGAAGAAAAAAUUAUCGAUACUAGUAUUGGUUGCAUACAAGUGAAUCGAGACUUGGUGUUACUAGAGAAUCAACUUCCCUUCUUUAUCCUCGACAAGCUUCAUCACAUGACAAAGCAUGAUAAAGAAUUACCAUUCGCAAUAAUGGCGAAAUAUUGCUUUCCUAUUAACUUGCCAAAAGGGACUGAUGAAGCACUUCUAGAGAUACAUAACAAUGCUAAUGCUGGAAAUAUCAAACAUUUACUUCAUCUAAUACACAUGUCAUGGCAGGGGGAUCCUAACACAGAUCCUUUGGAAAUAAUUAGGUCAGAGUCGAAUCAUAAGGGCAAUAAGGUCAUGUCAAAUGCAACAGAGCUUUCUGAAGCUGGGAUUAGCUUCAAAAGCUUCGGAAAUAUAUAUAGAUCGUAUGAAGAAGAUGAUAUUGGGGAUACAAGUUUAUUUGAUAUAAAGUACGAGAAUGGACUGUUGAAAAUCCCUCGUCUUCAAGUAGUUGAUAGUACUGAGUCAAAUCUGAGAAAUCUCAUUGCUUUUGAGCAACAAUCUAAUGUGCCUCAUAAAUAUUUUAGUGAUUUUGCAAUUUUUAUGGAUCAUCUUAUCGACUCAGAAAAAGAUGUGAGUUUGCUUCGCCAGAAAGGAAUCAUUGUGAACAGGAUAGGAGAAGACAAAGAAGUGACUAGAAUCUUUAACAAAAUUGGAAAAGGGGUCUAUGUUCCCGACGACUUCUUUACCAAUAAUGAAGAAUACAGAAAAAUAAUUCAACAUUGUGAAAAAACUUCGAACAAAAUGAAGGCAAGUUUGGUGCGGAAUUAUUUUAGCAGUCCUUGGGUAGGAGCUUCAACUGUGGCAGCCAUCGUUCUCCUCUUACUCACAGCUAUACAAACUGUUCUAGCUUUCACAGGCGGAGUUAAAUAAGUGAUAGUUGUGUUAAUGAUUGUUUGAAUGUCUAGUGUUUCCUCAUAACUCCUUGCGUGUAAUUGCAUGUGUUGAUGAGCUAGUUUUUCAUUUAUUCUAUUUUAACCCCUUCUGUAAUUGGUUUUGUUGUUAAGUGCUAAUAAUCGAUCUAUUUCAAGUAUCUAUUAGUCUUUUGGGGUCAUUAA
This is a messenger RNA of Capsicum annuum, 1825 nucleotides long. Its product is annotated as putative UPF0481 protein At3g02645. Lineage: Eukaryota; Viridiplantae; Streptophyta; Magnoliopsida; Solanales; Solanaceae. The coding region runs from base 222 to 1640 and encodes 472 amino acids. The transcript has 4 exons. The record is from RefSeq and is a predicted model, not a curated record.